AGUCACAUUAGCUACCCAAUACAAUACUCACAAAGUAUCUUAUUAUUAAACGAUAAUCUAUCUAUUUACAUACACAUAUUUCUGAUGCUGCAUAUUUAUGUGUAAUUUCUAAAACAUUAUAUGUUUCUAUUAUUCAGAUGUAUAAAGGGUGAACCAACCAUUGAAGAAUACUAUGAUUUAUAUUCAGAAGCUGAGACAUACAACAACCAAAUAUCAGAGGCAAUUUUGCAGUCUCCUAGUGCCCAACAGUUUCUCAAUAGGGGAAGAGUUGUAAUUGUAAAAUCAGAAUCAGCGCAGGACCAUUUGCUUGGAGUGGUUGUGAAAACUCCAUCACCCAGUAAUAAGACAUAUAUUGUUUUCGUGAUUAAACCUGAGAUGCCAUCCUUGAUGCAAAGUGCCUCCAGUGGUGCUAUGCAGAAUAAAAGUGGGUCAUUCGACCAAGGUUAUUUUGUAAUGCCAAAAUCAAGACGUGGGCUUUUAGAUGAAUAUAGUACAUCUGUUUCUGCCCGCAAAGGAAAAGGUAUCAUCAACAUCACAAUGCCCUAUUGUGGCUCUGCCAGUGGAAUGGGUUAUGAAGUUCGAGAAGUUGACAGUAAAGAGUUUCUGUGCAUAUGCAGUACCAAAAUUAAAAUUGACCCAGUUGGACUUCUUGAAGAUGUUAGCAGCUCUGUUUAUUCAAAGACUGUUCAGUUGCUUGUGGAUUUGAAAUCAGAUGGAAAUAAGUAUCCUCCAGCUUUGGAUCCCGUCAAAGAGCUGAAGUUAAGAGAUGUGAAGCUUGUGGCAAAAUACCAAAAGUGGACUAGAUUAUUGGAGAAGAUGUCCCAGAAUCAGUGUCAUGGGUGUAUAAAAUUGGAAGAACACCUCAAAUUGGCGAAGGAGAUUAAAAAACAUGAAGAAGAAGUCUAUGCUCUUCAGUUUCAAAUGUCAGAUGAAGCACUUAAACAGAUGCCUGACUUUCAGGGCCGGAUAGAUGUUCUGAAGAAAAUUGAAUGCAUUGAUGAAGACCUUGUUGUUCAAAUGAAAGGUCGUGUUGCUUGUGAGAUGAAUUCUGGGGAGGAACUGAUAUGCACGGAGUGCUUGUUUGAGAACCAAAUGGAUGAACUGGAACCAGAAGAAGCAGUGGCGAUAAUGUCCGCUUUUGUGUUCCAACAGAGGAAUACGUCUGAACCGUCACUCACACCCAAGCUCGCGGAAGCUAAACAAAGAUUGUACAAAACAGCUUUAAGACUUGGAGAGCUCCAAGCGCAAUUUAAUCUGCCAAUAAACCCUGCUGAGUAUGCCCAAGAAAAUCUAAAAUUUGGUCUUGUAGAAGUGGUUUAUGAAUGGGCAAAGGGUACUCCGUUUGCUGAAAUAUGUGAGCUUACUGAUGUUCCUGAAGGCCUGAUAGUAAGGACCAUUGUCAGAUUGGACGAGACAUGUCGGGAAUUCAAAAAUGCUGCAGCAAUAAUGGGUAAUUCUGCUAUCUGCAAAAAAAUGGAAAUUGCUUCUAAUGCAAUAAAGCGUGACAUUGUAUUUGCGGCUAGCUUGUAUAUUACUGGUGUAUGAUCAUUACUGAACAUGCUGAUUUUUUCGAGUUUAGAACAGAUACUUGCAUAUUGAGUGAUGCUUUGUAUAUAAUUAAUUCCUCGCAUAAAAUGUAUGCUCCUUAA
Vigna umbellata (rice bean) is the source of this 1649-nucleotide messenger RNA. NCBI's taxonomy places the organism in Eukaryota, Viridiplantae, Streptophyta, Magnoliopsida, Fabales, Fabaceae. The record is from RefSeq and is a predicted model, not a curated record.